Messenger RNA from Theileria annulata, 3243 nucleotides. RefSeq lists its product as uncharacterized. Bases 1 to 3243 code for a protein of 1080 amino acids. Gene Ontology annotation, biological process: potassium ion transport. NCBI's taxonomy places the organism in Eukaryota, Apicomplexa, Aconoidasida, Piroplasmida, Theileriidae. Gene Ontology annotation, cellular component: membrane. The transcript is spliced from 17 exons. The record is from RefSeq and is a predicted model, not a curated record.
AUGUUUACGAGUUCGAAUUAUAAAUUGAAUGAUAAAUGUGUGACUAAGGGAACACUUGCUACUGUUUUGAUCUCGAUUUUCUUAUCAACACUGUGUCUGACAGUGAUUACAGCUUCAGAUAAUGAUACUAGACUAGUUGAGAUUUUACCUUCACUACUAGGAGGUGUGGUCUUUUUCGGAAGUGUUUACCUCAUCAACCUUAUCAAAUCGCAAUUAAGAAAAAUUAUCAAUGAACUUAAUCUUAAUAGGAGAUCAUCAGUAAGGAAACCAUCUGUUGGUUCAGCAUUAGCAGCUCUAGAUCGAGAAUUACAUAGAAAACAUAAAUACUCACUCAAUACAGGAGUUAACAGUAUUAUCAAACUACAUAUAACUACUUAUUACUACUACUUAUAUUACUUAAGAGUACUAAUUAGAGUGUCAACGGCUGAGAUAUGUUUAUUUAUAUUGGAAGCGAAAGAUUCUAAAGAUAUAUUUUAUUCACCAAUUUUCUGGAUUAAUUCAUUAAUUUUACCUCCUCCUGUAUUAAUUUCAAAAUGGCUUUUAUUUCCUGAUUUAUCAUAUCUACAAGUUUAUUGGAUACAUGGUUUCAUUAUAUGGAUCAAACUCUUCAGUAUCAUCCAAUCAUAUAAUUAUAUUCAUUUAUAUAUCUUUACUAUUUGGAUAAAUAAUAGAAUAAUACAAACAAAAGAUGGAUCAGAGAAAGCAAAAUGUAUAUUUAGAAUAUCAUUAGGAAUAUUUUUCAUGUCAUGUUCAUUUGCAGGUUCAAUAUUUAUUAUGCAAGGUUGUCAUCCAUUUGAAGGCAAUUCACAAUAUUCAUAUUCAUUUGCUCAAUAUUUAAAUUAUUUCUAUCUAGCAAUUAUUACUUUCUCUACUGUGGGAUAUGGUGAUAUGAUACCAUUAACAGUAGAGGCUCGUAUGUGUGCAAUUUGUUAUAUAUUUUGGAUGGUUAUUUGGGUUCCAUUAACAAUUAAUAGAACACUUGAAAUUGUACUUGCAAAAAAUAUACUCAGUGGACAUUUAACUUCAUGGUAUUCAAUACAAUCAACAUUCUUAAUUUUUAUACUAUUUUUUAGGGCUGGAUUAAAGAAAUUUGUAUUAGUAAUUGGUGAUGUUGAUCCAGCACAAUUAUCGCAAUUCAUUUCCAAAAUGUAUUAUACCAAAGAUAAAUGUAAGAUAAUAGUAUUAACACCGAAUGAUAUUGAGGUGUAUACUACACAAAUAAAGCAAGCGGAUAAUUUAUCAAUAUCAUUAUGUAUAAUGAGAGGUGAUAUUGAGGUAGAUGGUCAUUUGGGUAUUUUGGACAUGAUUCAGGCAAAAUUAGCCACCUCAAUAUUUAUUUUAUCUUCUUUUAAAGGAUCAGAUUUGAGAUUAAAUGAUAUGAAAACUAUUGUCAGAACUAUCGGAAUUAAAAAAUAUGGAUGUAGAAGUGAAAAUGUCAUGGUACAAUAUUGCUCACCAAUUACACAUUCCAUCUUUCAAAGUCCAUUUGGUGUUGAAAUAAGUUUGAAUGAUUUGAAAUUAUCAUUGGUAACGAAAAGUAUAACAUGUCCAGGAAUAGUAACAUUGAUAGUAAAUUUAUCAUUGAACCAAUAUUAUAAUAUUGGAAAUACACAAAAUAAUUAUGUUAAUAGUAAAUCAAUUGCACUUUAUCAAUCUUAUUUAAGUGGUGCUGAAAAAAGUGUUUGUUUUCAUAAAAUACCAAAUUCAUGUCAAGGAAUUCUUUUCGAAGUUUCUAUACUUAACUAUUACUCAACUUACUACUUAACUAUAUCAUUAUGUGAUACAUUUUUUAAUUCGAAUGGUGUAAUUCUUAUUGGUAUAAUAUCAAUAGAUGAUCCUUUAAGUUAUAAAAUUAAUCCUACUGGUACUGAAUAUUACAUUAAAAAAGGUGAUACUGGAAUCUUCAUUCUUGAUUUUGAUUCUUGUCCUGAUUUAUCACAAAUGAGUACAAAGAAUAGUGCAUUAAUAAGAAGAAAUACGAUAUUAUUAAAAUUGAUCAAGAAUGGUGAUUUGGAAAUAGAUAAAGGAACAGGAAGUGAUUUAUCUACAUUAACAUAUGAUCCUGAAGAUAAUAGUGAACCAACGGGUGAUGAAAUUUAUAGAAUUGAACCAACAAUAAUAAUUCCUAAUCCAACUAUAAAUGAAGAAUACGACACCUCAUUCUCAAUUUUUGUUAAAAAUUUAACAUACGCAAGAGAAAAUGUUUUCAGAAAUAAAGAUUUACCCAUUAUCACCAUUUUAGGCUUUACUGAUUUUGUUAUUAAACUUCUAUAUCAUUUCUCUACAAUUAAUCAAUUCAACGUUAUUAUCGCAGGAAAUUCUGUAUACCACAUAUAUACACUAUAUAUAUUUACAUAUACAUAUAGACAUUACCCUAUUACACAUAGUAUUAUACUAAUUACCCUAUUACUCAUAGUUAAUAAGAUUAAUAUUGAAUUAUUAAAUCAGUUUAAAUCGUUUGUAGCAAUUAUUGAAGUUGAUUUAAUGAAAUAUACAGAUAUUAUAAGUUCUGAAUUACAUUUAUCAACAUUUUUUUAUAUAACACCGAAUCCGGUAGAUUUGAAAUUGGAAAAUAAUGCUGAUUUAUCAACAAUUGUUGUUUUUAGACAAAUUAGAAAUUUACUUAAAACUAUACGUAAAGUAAAUUAUCAAGGUAUUUGUAAUAUCUUUGGACUUGUUGAAUUACAAAAUUUAAAUAAUGUUACUUUUCUUGAUGAUUCCAAAUGGUCACAAUGGAAUGUAUAUAAUGAGAGUGUGGAUUCAUCAUUGAUAUAUAUAAAUUCACAAGAAUAUGCAAUGGGUCAAAUAAUAAGUGAUGAAUUAUUUUAUAAUGUUAUCAUUGGUUCAUUUUCAUCUAGCGAAAAUUAUAUGUUUUAUAAUAUCAUGAUGGAUCUAAUCAGUAUACCAUCUUCAAGACGUAAAAAUAGAGGAGUUGAAUUGUUUAAAUUAUCAGAUUUAAAUUUAAAGCCUGGAAAAUAUACAUUCUCUGGAGUUUUUAAUUAUGUUUUACAAGAAAUGCAAUCAAUUCUCAUUGGAUUAUUCCGAAUGUAUUUCAUUAAUCUAUUCAAUUAUACAAAUGCAAUUAAUCUAUUCAAUUAUUAUGGAGUAUCAAUGGAAAAUUAUGUAAUUUGUUCUCCGGAACCUGAUUUUGAACUUCUUGAAAAUGACAUGGUAUUUAUCUACUUAAUUUACUUUAUUAAGUUUAUUAAUUUAUUUGUUAAUUUAAUGUAUAGAUUUAUUUGA